UUGUAGGGGUCGGCGGAGGGAGCCCGGGAUGGAGCGGGUGCUGGACAGUAACGGUGGUGACAGCGCCCCCCGUGGUGCGGAGGAGACCCUGCGGGCGGCCAGCCCCGCCAACUGCUUCAUCUGCUCCGAGUGCGGCAUGACCUUCGACCUGUACAGCCGGCUGGAGUCGCACCUGGUGGUCCACCACGUUGGCCGUUCCUCCCCGGGCGAGGGGCCCUUCCGGUGCCCGGUCUGCGGCCGCUCUUUCAGCCGCCCGGGCUCCCUCCAGCGCCACGCGGUGACCCACACUGGAGCCACGCCAUACCAGUGCCACAAGGACUUUGGCCAACACAGGGAGGAGUGGCCCCUCCGGUGCGGCAUGUGCGACCGUGAGUUCCGGCACAGGUCGUCCCUCGGCAUCCACCGGCUCUUCCACGCGGCCGAGUGGAAACGCCAGCAAUACGAGGAGCAGUUGGUGACCACCGGCCUGUCAGUGAGCCCUGGGGAUCGCGGUGAGUUGGAGCGCCGCAGCCUGGGACGAGUGUGGGGGGCCACGGAAGCCCCGAAGCGGUUCACCUGCCCCGAGUGCGGCAAGGGCUUUGAGCAGAACUCCCGGCUGAAGCUGCACCAGCGGGUGCACACCGGUGAGCGACCCCUCACCUGCACCGACUGCGGCAAGGCCUUCAGCAACUCUUCCAACCUGCGCAAGCACCAGCGCACCCACACCGGCGAGAGACCCUUCCGCUGCCCGGCUUGCGGCAAGGAGUUCAGCCAGUCCUCCACCCUGGUGGCACACCGACGCACCCACACCGGUGAGAGACCUUUCCGCUGCCCGGUCUGCUCCAUGGACUUCAACAAACAGUGCAAUCUCCGCAAGCACCAGCGCACCCACACCGGCGAGAGACCCUUCCGCUGCCCGGUCUGCGGCAAGGGCUUCAUCGACCCGUCCAGCCUCCGCAACCACAAGGGCACGCACAUGGGCGAGAAACCCUACCAGUGCCCUGCCUGCCCCAAGGGCUUCAGCAACCCGUCCAGCCUCCGCAAGCACAGGAGGAUCCACGCCAGUGACACCGAGAGGGCGGCAGACGGGUGUUUCCCAAGGAGACUGUGCAGCUUUACACUUUUAGAAUUUGAAGUGGAAACAGUAGAAAUGAUAGGCCAUUUGGCUCCUUGACCCUGCUCUGCAGUUCAGUAAGGUCAUGGCUGAUAGUCAUUUUAACCUCUCUCAUGCAUUCUUUCCCCCUCCCUCUCACACACACUUUCCCUCUGUCUCGCACGUGCUCCCUCCCACUCUCUCGCGCAC
Messenger RNA from Chiloscyllium plagiosum (whitespotted bambooshark), 1282 nucleotides. NCBI's taxonomy places the organism in Eukaryota, Metazoa, Chordata, Chondrichthyes, Orectolobiformes, Hemiscylliidae. The record is from RefSeq and is a predicted model, not a curated record.